UUUUUUUUUUCUUCUUCUUCUUUUGCCGCGACAAACCCCACCCUCCCCUUCUCUGAAUCUCCCUUUAUUUUGCUAAAUCUUCACCAUUCGUCCUCGGUAACUUCAUGGGAGCCGUCUGCUGCAGAGGAGAGGACAUCGACUAUGACCGAGAAGAUGUUCAUCUAAGUCACUUCAACCUUUUGAGAGCUAUAGGGAAAGGUUCAUUCGGAAAAGUUAGAAUCGUUCAACACAAAGGUACUAAGCAGAUAUAUGCUCUCAAAUACAUCAACAAGAACAAAUGCAUCAAAAUGCACGCUGUUCAAAAUAUCCUAUCGGAACGCAAACUGCUGGAACACAUCGAGCACCCCAAUAUUGUCAACCUUCGAUAUGCGUUUCAGGAUGAAGAAAACAUGUUCAUGGUACUCGAUGUUAUGCUUGGAGGAGACUUGCGAUUCCAUUUGGAUCGAUUGGGUUGCUUUCGAGAAAAUCAAGUUCGUUUCAUAGUGGCAGAGCUUGCUCUAGCCAUUCAUUAUUUGCAUACCCACCACAUCAUUCACAGGGAUAUCAAGCCGGAUAAUAUAUUAUUGGACGAUAAAGGACAUGCUCACCUUUCCGACUUUAACAUUGCCUUCAGGUGCAAGGAAGGCGCUAUCAUGUACUCUGUUGCUGGAUCGAUGGCGUACAUGGCUCCAGAAUUAUUGAUGAAAAGAGGUUACAACACAGCCAUUGAUUGGUGGAGCUUGGGGGCGACAGCCUAUGAACUGCUUUUUGGAAAACGGCCGUUUCGAGGAAAUUCUAACGAUGCCAUAUCCAAGGCAAUUGCUUACGAAGAACUCAAGUAUCCAGAUAAUGCUCACGAUAUCCUGUCUCCUGAAUGUUUUGAUGUUAUCGGCAGGCUGAUGUGUAAAAACCCAAGCAACCGAUUAGGAGUAGGAGAAGAUGGCUUUUCUCAAUUGAUCACACAUGCUUGGUUUCGCGAUAUAGACUGGAAACAGAUUGAGCAGAAGACAUUGGAUCCUCCAUUCUGUCCAGAUAACAAGAAAGCCAAUUUUGAUGUGGUGCACGAGCUGGAAGAAUUGCUAUUAGAAGAUUCGCCUCUCAAAUCCCGAAGACGGAAGAAGCCGACGGACACGAAUAUUUCAAGCCAUCACCGAAGCUUCAGUCAGCAAUGGACAGCUGACCAAUGCCGCGACUUGAUCAAUAUGGAAGCCAAGUUUUUAGACUACGACUUCACCAAACAUUCUGUAGCGCAAUCGGAUCUUCGCCUUGGCACCGAACCUAGUGGCGUUAACGAAGUAUCUGGAAACAUGGGAAAUGCUCGGGGCCACGCGUUGAACGCUGUAGCUGAUCAAGCCAAAUCAGAUGUACUGACGGUUGAAAAUACCAAAGACAUUAAGUUGGAUUCACUCAAAUUUAAUUAAGAUACCACCGAAUGUUUUUCUUUCUGUUUUGACAUACUUCACCCCCCUUUUUCUCUUUGCAUGUACAUACCAACUGUAGAACAUAACGCCUGCUUUAAUACUGCUC
Molecule: messenger RNA, 1506 nt
Organism: Umbelopsis ramanniana AG
Lineage: Eukaryota; Fungi; Mucoromycota; Umbelopsidomycetes; Umbelopsidales; Umbelopsidaceae
Exons: 6
Coding region: 105-1400 (431 amino acids)
Biological process (GO): intracellular signal transduction; peptidyl-serine phosphorylation
Molecular function (GO): protein serine/threonine kinase activity; ATP binding
Source: RefSeq, a predicted model, not a curated record